UUUUGGAAACCGGGUUUAUGCCGUCUCCGAGAUAUGCGUUACUCUCAGCACCCGUGGGGCCUCGAGAAAAUUUGGCCCAAAAAAAAAAAAUCAAGGCUAUGAUCUCUCUCGCUCUUGGCUAUAUAUGUAGGCGUGCCAACCAGCCGGUUUGCUCCAACUUUGUUUUGAAAAGUAGUCUGAGAGAGUGAUCAUUGGAGGGGUAUCUGAGGAAGAGUGAGGUGGAGGUGAUGGCAAGCACUGUUGGUCAGGUCAUCAAAUGCAGAGCGGCGGUGGCAUGGGAGGCCGGGAAGCCGCUGGUGAUCGAGGAGGUGGAGGUUGCGCCGCCGCAGGCGAUGGAGGUCCGGAUGAAGAUCCUUUAUACUUCCCUUUGCCACACUGAUGUCUACUUCUGGGAAGCCAAGGGUCAGACUCCUGUCUUUCCUAGGAUCUUUGGCCAUGAAGCUGGAGGGAUUGUGGAGAGUGUUGGGGAGGGUGUGACUGAGCUUGCACCAGGAGACCAUGUCCUCCCUAUAUUCACUGGAGAAUGCAAAGAGUGUCCUCAUUGUAAAUCGGAGGAGAGCAACAUGUGUGAUCUCCUCAGGAUAAACACAGACCGUGGAGUGAUGAUCCAUGAUGGGAAAUCGAGGUUCAGUAUCAAAGGAAAGCCUGUUUACCAUUUCUUAGGAACAUCAACUUUCUGCGAGUACACUGUUGUCCAUGUUGGCUGCGUUGCCAAGAUUAACCCCUUGGCUCCCCUUGAUAAAGUUUGUGUUAUUAGCUGUGGCGUUUCAACAGGGUACGGUGCGGCAGUUAACGUCGCAAAACCACCAAAGGGAUCGUCAGUGGCUGUUUUUGGUUUGGGAGCUGUAGGUCUUGCUGCUGCAGAAGGGGCUAGAGCUUCAGGAGCAUCAAGGAUCAUUGGUGUUGAUGUCAACCCCAGCAGGUUUGAGGCAGCAAAGAAGUUCGGUUGCACGGAGUUUGUGAAUCCACUGGAGCAUGAAAAACCAGUCCAAGAGGUGAUUGCUGGAAUGACUAAUGGUGGUGUUGAUCGAAGCGUUGAAUGCACUGGCAACGUAAAUGCCAUGAUAUCUGCAUUCGAAUGUGUUCAUGAUGGUUGGGGUGUUGCUGUACUUGUUGGGGUGCCUCACAAAGAAGCUGAGUUCAAAACACACCCUCUGAACUUCCUCAAUGAGAGGACUCUUAAGGGAACCUUCUAUGGCAACUAUAAACCGCGCUCUGACAUUCCUUCAGUUGUUGAGAAGUAUAUGAACAAGGAGCUAGAAUUGGAGAAGUUCAUCACCCACAGUUUACCUUUCUCCGAGAUCAACAAGGCCUUCGAUUACAUGCUCAAGGGGGAAAGCCUUCGGUGCAUCAUUCACAUGGAUGGUUAGAGCAGGUUUACACCUUGGUAAAGCCACUCUGGAGAGAGACUCGUUACAAAAUAAAGCAUUUCCUGUGCCAUGUGAAUCUUAGCCUUUGUGUUUAUAAUAAAAUAGGAAACUGAGCUUGACUGUGAGAUGAGCUGUGUCCUCAUCUUUUCUGCUAGAUGAAUAAAAUUUGCGUUACAUAUUCCCUGUCUGUACUUCGCUUGUCUUUUUUUUCUAUGUGAUGUGCGCUUCUUCUCGAGAUUAUGAGAAGUCAGA
This is a messenger RNA of Elaeis guineensis (African oil palm), 1622 nucleotides long. RefSeq names its product alcohol dehydrogenase 1. Gene Ontology annotation, biological process: formaldehyde catabolic process. The record is from RefSeq and is a predicted model, not a curated record. NCBI's taxonomy places the organism in Eukaryota, Viridiplantae, Streptophyta, Magnoliopsida, Arecales, Arecaceae. Gene Ontology annotation, cellular component: cytosol. Gene Ontology annotation, molecular function: zinc ion binding; alcohol dehydrogenase (NAD+) activity; S-(hydroxymethyl)glutathione dehydrogenase [NAD(P)+] activity.